This is a messenger RNA of Myotis lucifugus (little brown bat), 3792 nucleotides long. It is a transcript of the gene FKBP5, whose product is annotated as FK506 binding protein 5. Lineage: Eukaryota; Metazoa; Chordata; Mammalia; Chiroptera; Vespertilionidae. The transcript has 11 exons. The coding region runs from base 174 to 1544 and encodes 456 amino acids. The record is from RefSeq and is a predicted model, not a curated record. Gene Ontology annotation, molecular function: peptidyl-prolyl cis-trans isomerase activity; protein binding.
GGCGCUGCCCGGGGGAUUCGGGCCGGUUCGCGGGCGCUGCCAGUCUUGGGCGGCGGCGUCCGGCGCGCGGGCAGCCUGCUGGGCGGGCUGAGGGUAAACGGCGCGCGGGUGAGGCGGAGAGAGACGGGGCCGACGAACUACCGCAGCGACAGGUUUUCAACUUAUAAAAGACAAUGACUACUGAUGAAGGUGCCAAAAACAAUGGAGAAAACCCAGCAGCAGCUGUUGCUGAACAGGGAGAGGAUAUUACCUCUAAAAAAGAUAGAGGAGUAUUAAAGAUUGUCAAAAGAGUGGGGAAUAGUGAGGAAACACCGAUGAUCGGAGAUAAAGUUUAUGUCCAUUACAAUGGAAAAUUGUCAAAUGGAAAGAAGUUUGAUUCCAGUCAUGAUAGAAAUGAACCAUUUGUCUUUAAUCUUGGCAAAGGCCAAGUUAUCAGGGCAUGGGACAUUGGAGUGGCUACCAUGAAGAAAGGAGAGGUGUGUCAUUUACUGUGCAAACCAGAAUAUGCAUAUGGCUCCGCUGGCAGUGUCCCCAAAAUUCCCUCGAAUGCAACUCUCUUUUUUGAGAUUGAGCUCCUUGAUUUCAAAGGAGAGGAUUUAUUUGAAGAUGGAGGCAUUAUCCGAAGAAUCAAACAGAAAGGAGAAGGCUAUUCAAACCCAAACGAGGGAGCCACAGUAGAAAUCCACCUGGAAGGCCGCUGUGGCGAAAGGAUGUUUGAUUGCAGAGAUGUGGUUUUCAUUGUUGGCGAAGGAGAAGACCACGACAUUCCAAUCGGAAUUGACAAAGCCCUGGAGAAAAUGCAGCGGGAAGAACAAUGUAUUUUAUGUCUUGGACCACGAUAUGGUUUUGGAGAGGCAGGGAAGCCUAAAUUUGGCAUUGAACCUAAUGCUGAGCUUAUAUAUGAAGUUACACUUAAGAGCUUCGAAAAGGCCAAAGAAUCCUGGGAGAUGGAUACCAAAGAAAAAUUGGAGCAGGCUGCCAUCGUCAAGGAGAAGGGAACUGUGUACUUCAAGGGAGGCAAGUACCUGCAGGCGGUCAUUCAGUACGGGAAGAUAGUGUCCUGGCUCGAGAUGGAAUACGGCCUGUCCGAAAAGGAAUCGAAAGCUUCCGAGUCGUUCCUGCUCGCUGCCUUCCUGAACCUGGCCAUGUGCUACCUGAAGCUCCGAGAAUACACCAAAGCUGUGGAGUGCUGCGAUAAGGCCCUGGGACUAGACAGUGCCAAUGAGAAGGGCUUGUACCGGAGGGGUGAGGCCCAGCUGCUCAUGAACGAGUUCGAGUCAGCCAAGGGCGACUUCGAGAAGGUGCUGGCAGUCAACCCCCAGAACAAGGCCGCGCGGCUGCAGAUCUCCAUGUGCCAGAAAAAGGCGAAGGAGCACAACGAGCGGGACCGCAGAAUCUACGCCAACAUGUUCGCCAAGUUUGCGGAGCAGGACGCCAAGGAAGAGGCCAGUAAAGCAACGGGCAAGACUUUAGGAGGGGUCACCAAUGAAAAAGAAACAGGAAGUCAAGCAGUGGAAGAAGAGAGAGCCAGGGGCCAUGUAUGACACCAGGCAAAGGAGGGAAGAGCCUCUGAACUCGGCCCUCCUCCACAGGCUUUCCCCAACUCAGGACUCAGCAGUGUUCAACGUCAAGUUCAUCAUAGUCUCUGUGAUUCUGGAAGCAACAGGCAAAACCAGUAGCUUCCCCCAGACCACACCCUGCUGCUGCCCAGCGCUCUCACCAAGGGGUGGCAGGGACCACUCCGGGGGGGACAACAGACGGCUGCCGGCCUGGAGACAGCCAACAGCGGAAGUCCAGCUCAUUUCAGUUGAUGUCAACUUUCACUGCCCAAUUCAGGGUCCCUUGAGAUAAUCCUAACAAUUUGGGGCUAUUAGGUUUUACAUUUAAUUGAAUUUUAAUAGCAAUUCAGAAACCUGAAAAUAAAUGCUUAAUGAAUUUCUCCUUUCUUACAGUUGGAUGAGGGAAAGGAGGAUAAAGUUGUUGUUUUUAAAUAACUGAAGUGCUGCGAAUGCAACUGUUGUGUUUUUAACCAACAGAACCCACAGUAGAAGGGUCGGUGCCCCGCAGGCCCACAGCCGCGUCACAGACUGGAAAGCCAGGACCUCGGGGCCUCAGGGCCACUUGCUUGCUGUCGUAGCCCAGCCCCUGUGAGCGGCCACCUGUGGCAGUGGGCUUCUCCCGCGCCCAGCCCGCCCUCAGCAGGAACCCUGCCACUCCCAACUCUCCCGCAGGGACCGCGGCAGAGGGCUUCUUCAGGGUCUCUCUCUGUUUGGGAUGGAGUUCUGAGAGGCUGAAAUGUGAAAAGAGCAAUCAGAACUGCGCUUGUUUUCCUUCCUCUAUUCCUUUUAGGGAAUAACUGAGCGCAGUGCUGCCUGCCGGUACCGCCACUGUGCAGCACCUGAUUCCAUGCUGCCCGCUCUGAGGGACGUAGACUGUUCUCACAAUACCUCUGACUGGAGGGGAUGUAUCACAUAUCCUCUUAGGAUCCAUGCAGCUUUCUUUGUUGUCUUUUUAAAUUUACUGGCUCAUAAACAUUUGUAUACUGGUUUAUGAACUUAUUUACACUCCUUUCUCAUGUAAAACAAACAAAAACCUUGACUUUUUACUAUUAAGUAGCUGAAUUUUUUUUCAAUCCUCACUUGAGGGUAUGUCUUUAUUGAUAUUUUUUUUUAAGAGAGAGAAACAUCCAUCAGUUGCCUCCCAGACAUGCAUGGACCAGGAAUUGAUCGAACCCACCACCUUUCGAUGCAGGGGAUGACGCUCAACCAACUGAGCCACACUGGCCAGGGCAGUAGGUGGAUUUUCAAAAACAAACUCUGCGGUUGAAAAAAAAUAAGUAGUUUUUCUUCUACAUUAGGGUUUUCCUUGCAGGUUGCCACACAGUGGCUUUUUUUUCCCUUUUCUGAGAGCUUCUUUAUUCCGGUGUGAGUUGUGAAAAAAACUUCCCAUGCAGGUACAUCUAGCUUACAAUUUCCGAUACUUGGACAUUGCGGUAGGGCAAGCCUUAAAUCUGUCCGUGUAGUUGAAGGUUAGUCCUUAUGGAUAAACAAGAUUGACACUGGCCUUCUAUUCCCACCGCCUAAGAAACACUCUUCGGAAUGCAUUUGGCAACCCAAGGGAACAUUCGCUUCACCCUGCAACAUUUCUCUCAAAUCCUAAAGAACACUGCAAUUAUAUUUCAGAUUAGUUUUAAUUUUUAUGGUGGUUUUAACAAAACAGUUUUAUUAUUAGGUUAGGACCCAUGUUAAAUCUAAAUAUAAAGUCACUUCCUUUUAAUACCUGUUUUCUUCUCCAUGGAACAAAUGGAAUUAAAUUGUGUUUCUCUGUUGUUGGUAACAAAAAUCCUUUUUAAAUGCUCACUUAGACUUUUUUCAUUUUCCAUAAGAUACUUCUUUUUAAAGCCCCAAAUUUUACCUAGGAAAUAUGAAAAGCAAAAGUUGAUUUUGCUUAUUUGCCUCUUAACUGUUUAGCAUUUAUAGCUCUGUUGACUAGAGCAUGACUCCAGUGAGCCCACGAUUGAGAUUUGACCUAAAAAGGCCAGGUAGCAAACAUAAAAGUGUCCAAAAUGAGAUUAGCCCAGCGACUGUCCCAAGUGUGUGUGUGCCCCCCGGGGGAACAGGCAAGAGUGCGGAUUUGAGCAAACAAGCAGAAGGGGCCAUCACCACUCGAGAAAAAGAAAUGUGUCAAAUCCAGUCACCUCAAACAGGUGGUCUAGAAACCGGCAGAUGUCUGAACCGUCUUUUAGACUGCAUAUGGAGUGGGGAUGAAUUAAAAACAAAAUUUUAAAAACCA